CGCGCCUGCACACCACCGGUCCGCCGCCGCUAUACGCCCAAUUUCUUUUUAAUUGAACCUUUUUACUCCCGCUCGGCAGUGCUGCAGGACUAGGAUGACUGGGAAGACCCAGACCAGCAACGUGACCAACAAGAAUGACCCGCGCUCAAUCAACUCCCGCGUCUUCAUCGGCAACCUCAACACGGCCGUGGUAACCAAGGGCGACAUCGAGACCAUCUUUGCCAAAUACGGCAAGAUCGUGGGCUGCUCGGUGCACAAGGGCUUCGCCUUCGUUCAGUACGUCAGCGAGAGGAACGCCAGGGUGGCCGUGGCCCGGGAGAACACCAGGGUCCUCGCCGGGCAGUCCCUAGAUAUCAACAUGGCAGGAGAGCCAAAACCAUACAGGCCUAAGAUAGGCUCCAAGAGGCCUCUGUCGUCCCUCUACAGUGGCUAUGAGUUUGACUAUGACUACUACAGAGACGAUUUCUACAGCAGACUCUUUGAGUACCACGGUCGCGUCGUGCCCCCGACCCGUGCUGUGAUCCCCAUCAAACGUUCGCGGCUAGUCGUCCCGUCCACACGCAGAGCCAAAUCCUCCUUUCCAGUCGGGGCCUGUUCCUCCUCCUCCUCCUCUUCUUCCUCCCGAGCGCACAAUGCCGGCUCUUCCGUUGCAGUCCCUAAACUGAAGACGGACCAGCUCCUAACAAUCAAGAAGGAGCUGUCGCAGAUCAAGACCAAGAUCGACUCGCUGCUUGGAAGGCUGGAUAGGAUUGAGAGGCAACAUCGCUCUGACGGCGACAUGCAGAGGAAACAAGAGGAGAUGUGUGAGCGUCUCCAUGGUGACACAACAGACCACUCGGGUGGAGAGGAGGCGGAGGGGACCGCCGAGGUUGAAGCAGGAGAGAUGACGGACGGCGGAGAAGAUGACUUUGAAGACGAAGGUGCCAGCGACAUGUUGGGGAAAAAGGAAACCUCCAUGAGAAGAAGAGGGAAGAACAGAUGCCAGCAAAACCUUCUUGAUCAAGAAGAUGUAUUUUAAAUUUAAGGAAAGCGAUGACGGGAGUGCCUGAAAGCAGAGGAAGAGUUUUUCAAACAUUUUUUUUUGCUUGUUUGCCUCAUUCAAACAUGGCACUUCAUCUAAACGCCGAUUAUGAAUAUUCUCCAGUUGACUGCAAGAUCAUCUGCAAAGAGCAAUCUAUAAUUCCCCUCCAACCUGAUUGCCUUUCUGGAAAGUAAGGACGAUAUAUUGUGUUGCUUAUAUAUUAUGGUCUGUAUUGUGCAUACAAAUACAGUUACGUUAUCACUCAGUUGAACCAAGAAAACACACUCCUUUAUUGUAAUGUUUGUUCUGUUUCUGUGCAUUGAAAACUGAGAUAAGACCUGAUAAUGAUGUGAUUUUGCUUUAUUUGUACAUUUAACUGAAAUGUAAUUUAUUCAUAAUGUCUCAACGCAGUGUUGUAUGUAUCAUGUUUGUCAUUUGUCAUACAUAAGAUGCAUUUUUAUUAUGUUUAUGUUUGACAAACAACUUUUUUUUACUAUCAGCAUGUUAAAAAAUGUGGCUAUUAUUAUGGAUCAUUUGUAUUCAUUGUGUCUGUUGUACAGCUAUAAAUUAUAGCAUUUAUUGAAAUAAACCCAUUCCUCC
Molecule: messenger RNA, 1621 nt
Organism: Pseudoliparis swirei
Lineage: Eukaryota; Metazoa; Chordata; Actinopteri; Perciformes; Liparidae
Product: RNA-binding Raly-like protein
Exons: 8
Coding region: 95-1018 (307 amino acids)
Cellular component (GO): nucleus
Molecular function (GO): RNA binding
Source: RefSeq, a predicted model, not a curated record